Messenger RNA from Daphnia magna, 2277 nucleotides. RefSeq names its product putative inorganic phosphate cotransporter. Bases 131 to 1939 code for a protein of 602 amino acids. The transcript is spliced from 11 exons. Gene Ontology annotation, biological process: monoatomic anion transport; transmembrane transport. NCBI's taxonomy places the organism in Eukaryota, Metazoa, Arthropoda, Branchiopoda, Diplostraca, Daphniidae. The record is from RefSeq and is a predicted model, not a curated record. Gene Ontology annotation, molecular function: transmembrane transporter activity.
CGAUACUCUUCAGAGGGCACAGAGUCUUCAACGUGAACAGACGCUUGUUCUAUUUCGGCUUAUUUUUUUUUUCUCCGUCAUCUUCAACGCUAAAUCUAUCUAAGUUGCCUAAUAGAGAGGAGAAGCCAACAUGGCGAAAGGACCUUUGAUCCCAGCUCGUUACACCUUCACAGCACUGGUCUCCAUCGGCCUGGCAAUCAUUUAUGGUCUGAAGGUGAACCUAAGCGUGGCGAUUGUCGUCAUGAUCAAUUCAACGGAGCUUGCGUCUAUGGCGUUGUCAGAAGCCUCUCACGGUGGGCAUCAUGGGAACGCCAACGAAAACGGAACGGCUCCACCGGAGUUUGCUUGCGCAGCUCCGGUGUCCCAUUCCAAUGCAACUGACACCAUACAGGAUGGACCAUUCGCGUGGCCCGAGCCUGUUCAGGGUUUGGUGUUAAGCUCCUACUUUUGGGGUUACCUUCUGACUCAGAUUCCGGGUGGAAUGAUAGCGGAAAAGUACUCGGCCAAGUGGGUCAUCUGGGCAUCUGUUCUCGUCAAUGUUGUUUUCACCAUUUUAACACCGUUGGCUGCCAACAUCAGUUACAUCGCUGUGCUCGUUGUUCGUUUCAUUGAAGGACUGGGUGCUGGUGUUUCUCUACCAGCCAUUCACGUUAUGUUGACAAAAUGGGUUUUGCCGCAAGAGCGCAACCUGAUGUCGUCGUUAGCUUAUGCUGGCAUGGCGCUAGGUACAGUCAUCUCGUUGCCAUUUUCCGGUAUUUUAGCCGCUGCACUCGGUUGGGAAGCAGUGUUUUACGUUCAAGGAGGUCUCUCUAUGAUCUGGUGCGUUUUAUGGCUAAUUUUUGUCUUCGACUCACCGGAAGAUCAUCCGCGUAUCCAUCCGGUGGAGUUGGAGCUUUUUGAAACGUCCAUGCAUCACGAUGACCACGAAAGUCAUGAAGCAUCUAAGGAAGCAGCGCAAUUAGAAGAUCACAACAUCACAGAGGGGUCUGUUGUUGUCAUGACUCCCGUUAUUCCAGACAAGCCGAAUGCGCAGAAAAGAAGAAAUAGUCACCAGGGACACCAUUGGCACGGGUUCCAUGGAUGGCACGGAUUUCACGGAUGGCACGGAUGGCAUGCAGGACACAAACAUCACGAACAUCCUAAACUCCACAAGGAACAUUUGAAAAAAAAAGGCCAUCACGGAGGACAUGGACAUCCGGAUUUGCCUAUUCCGUGGAAAGCUCUUGCUACUUCCGGUCCGUUCUGGGCUAUUCUGGUUGCUCAUUCGUGCAGUAAUUUUGGAUGGUACAUGCUGUUAGUUGAACUACCCACUUACAUGAAGGCCAUCUUACGCUUUAAUAUCAGUCAGAACGCUGGAUUAUCUGCCAUCCCGUACGUGUGUCUAUGGGUAUUCAGCAUUAUAUGGAGUAAUCGUUUAGAUUGGGCAAAGAGCAAAGGAUGGAUCACGACGACGACUGUGCGCAAACUGUCUACAGCCAUUGCAUCCUUAUUCCCCGCCGCUUGUUUUGUCGGAGUCAGUUUGGUGGGAUGCGAUCGCCAAGCCGCCGUGGCGUUGAUGACUGUCGGAACGAUGUUUGUCGCCGGAAUGUAUUGUGGCUUCCUCACCAACCACGUUGAUAUCGCGCCGAAUUAUGCAGGAACUCUUAUGGCUUUCACUAACACGGCAGCUACGAUUCCUGGUUUCAUCGUUCCCGCGUUUGUCGGCCACCUAACGCACGGAAAUCAAACACUUGGUCAAUGGCAAAUCAUUUUUUUCACAACGGCUGCGGUUUUUGUCCUCGAGUUCGUCGUUUACACAGUUUUCGCAUCUGGAGAAGAACAGCCAUGGAACCAUGUAGUGGUAGAUCAAAAGCCUGCAUUGGAGAAGCAUAUUACAGCAAAGGAAGUUCAUCAUGAAUCCGAAAGUGAACAGUUAGAAGGUAAAGCUGAAAAUCCUUAAAAGAGAGGAAGGAACGCUAUGUAAAUUAGGACCAAAAAGGUGAAAAGAAAUUGAUGGACGUGAAAUGUUGUGUGAUCAUGUUCAUGAAAAUUGUUGCUUUGGUAAUUAGAUGAACUUUGUUGCUAACGUUUAAUAUUUCGUAUGAUAAACUAUCGAAAAUUAUAUUUCCUUCGUAAUUUCUUUUCUCAUAUAAAGUUAUCUGUCUAUUUAUCUACUGUUUGUAAAGAGAAUAACGUAUACACUUCGAAUUACCUUUGCUUACCGAUGAAAAAAUUUAACUAGCAAUCAAUAUUGUGGUCGAUCCUAUUCUGCCGUGGAAUAAACGCUUUCUCGUAUUA